This is a messenger RNA of Mesocricetus auratus (golden hamster), 2239 nucleotides long. RefSeq names its product A-kinase anchoring protein 17A (gene Akap17a). Gene Ontology annotation, biological process: regulation of RNA splicing. Bases 165 to 2219 code for a protein of 684 amino acids. Gene Ontology annotation, cellular component: cytosol; nuclear speck. NCBI's taxonomy places the organism in Eukaryota, Metazoa, Chordata, Mammalia, Rodentia, Cricetidae. The record is from RefSeq and is a predicted model, not a curated record. The transcript is spliced from 5 exons. Gene Ontology annotation, molecular function: RNA binding; protein kinase A binding.
GACCCGCGUCCCGCGCCGCGGCAUUCGGCAGACAGGAAGCGGAAGCGCGUCUCCGGGCGGGGCGUCCGUCGGUCUCUGGCGUCUGAGCCGCGAACGCUCCGAGCUUUGAUCCCGGGCGGCGGCGGCGGAGCCCGCGGAGCCCUACGCGGACCCCGCCCAGCGCCAUGUCAGGUGGGGCGACGAUCGUGCACGACCCGUCGGGGGCGGUGGCGCUGUGCCCCGCCCUGGGGCUGUACCUGAAGCCGAUCACCAAGGUGGCGAUCAGCGUGGCGCUGCCCCCGCUGCGGCAGCCGGGCAAGUCCAUCUCCAACUGGGAGGUCAUGGAGCGCCUCAAGGCCAUGGUGGCCGCGCCCGCCACGCCGCCCGACGCCGGGGACACGCCCACGGGCCCCGCCAGCGCCGCCGCCGCCGCGCCGGCAACGCCGGGGCCACGCCCGCCGCAGCUGUCGUCGCUGCGCAUCGCCAAGAGCACGCUCGAGUUCAUCCGCUUCGAGGCGGAGGUGGAGAACCGCGCCCUGGUCCGCCCCUUCCUCGCCCGCCUGGACGGCAAGACCAUCAAGCUCAGCGGCUUCGCCGACGCCCUGCGCGUCCGCGCCGCCGAGUUCCGCCCCGACUUCCCCUCCCGCCACGACUGGGACGCCUUCUUCCGCGACGCCCCCGACAUGGACGAGGCCCUGCCCGGCGAGCGCCCCGACACCAUCCACCUCGAGGGGCUGCCCUGCCGCUGGUUCGCGCCCCGCGGCGGGGAGGCCGCCGCUUCCGGGUCCGCUUCCGGGUCCGCUUCCGGGUCCACUUCCGCUUCCGGGUCCGCUUCCGGGUUGGCGGCGUCAGAGCGGCCCAGCGAGGCGCUGCUGCGCCAGGCCUUCCGGGCGUUCGGCGACAUCCGCCAGGUGGACAUCCCCAUGCUGGACCCGUACCGCGGGGAGGCGUCGGGCGGCGUCGGGGGCGGCGCCCGGGGGCGUGGCCGGCGGCGUGGGCGGAGGGGCGGGGCCCGGGGGCGCGUCCGGGGCGGGGCGCAGCUUCCACACGUUCAGCUUCGGGGGCCACCUGCACUUCGAGGCCUUCGUGCAGUACCGCGAGUACGCGGGGUUCGCCCGCGCCAUGGCCGCCCUGCGCGGCACCAAGCUCAUGUUCAAGGGCGAGGACGGCAAGGCGGUGGCCUGCAACAUCAAGGUCUCCUUCGACGCCACCAAGCACCUGAGCGACGCCUCCGUGCGGCGGCGGCAGCUGGAGCGGCAGAAGCUGCGGGAGCUCGAGGCCCAGCGCGAGGAGCAGAAGCGGCGCGAGCGGGAGGCGGAGGAGCGGCGCCGGGCGGAGGAGCGGGAAAGGCGCGAGGCGGAGCAGCGGGAGCGGGAGCGGCGCCGGGGGGGGGAGAAGCUGCGCCGCCGGGAGCUGCGCCGGGAGCGGAGGCGGCGGCGGCGGCGCCGGGCGGAGGAGGCCGAGACGGAAGUGAAACCGGAAGCGGAAGCGAAACCGGAAACGGAAGUGAAACCGGAAGUGGAGGCGGGGCUGCGGGUCCGGGUGCGGGCGGAGGAGCGGAAGCUGCUGCUGGCCCAGCGCAACCUGCAGAGCCUGCGGCUGGUGGCCGCCCUGCUGGGGCGGGCGGAGGCGGCGCGCCUGCGCGAUGGGCGGCGGCGGCGCGCGCAGCAGGAGGCGGAGCUACGCCGCGUGGAGGAGGAGCAGCGCCGGGCGCUGGGGCUGCAGCGUCGCGAGCGGGAGCUGAGGCGGCGGCUGCUGGGGCUGCUGCUGGCGCGGGGCCCCGCCCCUUCCGGCGACGCCCCGACCUCUCCUUCCGGCGUCUCCGCGCCCACUUCCGGCCCGCGCGACCUCCUAGGCCCCGUGCUGGAGGUGCUGCAGCGCGUUUCGGCCCGCGGCCCCGCCCCUCUCGGCCCCGAGGCCCCGCCCCCUGCUGCCAUGGAGACGCCGACGCCGCCGAAACCGGAAGAGGAGGUGCGUCAGAGCCGGAAGCGCCUGGCGCGGGCCGGAAGCGGCGGCGAGGACGACGUCGUCGGGGACGCGCGCGAGGGACGGGGCCGCCGCGGGGAGGGGCGCGAGCAGCGCAGGCGCAGCCGGCACCGCAGGGGCGGGGACCACGGCCGCUCGCGCUCGCCCCGGAAGCGGUGACGCGGAGGGUGGGGGCGUGGUCACUGCCGGGCGCGGGGAGGAGGCUCCGCCCCUUGGAUGUCAAUAAAGAGACCGGCUUCCGAUUUUCCCUGUGACGUCAUUCUCGGGGGCGGGA